Molecule: messenger RNA, 3280 nt
Organism: Colossoma macropomum (tambaqui)
Lineage: Eukaryota; Metazoa; Chordata; Actinopteri; Characiformes; Serrasalmidae
Gene: mtss1la
Product: MTSS I-BAR domain containing 2a
Exons: 16
Coding region: 427-2724 (765 amino acids)
Biological process (GO): plasma membrane organization; cell projection assembly
Cellular component (GO): cytoplasmic side of plasma membrane; actin cytoskeleton
Molecular function (GO): phospholipid binding; actin binding
Source: RefSeq, a predicted model, not a curated record
UUAUCGGCCCAGUACUGAGACACUGAGAGGGCCACUGCUCCUAAAGCUCUGUCCAUACGCCUCCAGUGGAUUUCACUGCACACUCCACUAAUAUGAUAGAGCAGCGCUGUGCUGGAUCGCUUCGUCGAGCGUAGACUGGGGGGUUGGGAGGGAGAACCAAAUCUUUUGACCCCAGCCAUCAUCUCCUGACGAACGGGCAGAGAGCAACACCCCACUGGCUCGCAGGCUCAAUUGUUCCCCUCCUUUUGUCGACAUCUCCAUCGCGUUUUCCUCUAAUCCAGAGCUGCUGUUUUCUGAGCGGGAUGUGAGGGACCGGUCUCCUUUCUCCCUGCCAGCUUUGGAAAUCUCUUUAUUUAUUCGGAGCACAACAGACGUACCGUUUUUUAGUUCAUUCAUUCAGCGUGUGGUGAGCGAGGAUUUGGAAACAUGGAGAGUGUGGAGAAGGAGUGCGGAGCUCUGGGGGGAUUAUUCCAGGCGAUCGUCAAUGAUAUGAAGAACUCAUACCCCGUGUGGGAAGACUUCAGUGCCAAGGCCACAAAGCUACACUCCCAACUCAGGACCACAGUACUGGCUGCAGCAGCUUUCCUGGAUGCCUUUCAGAAGGUGGCGGACAUGGCCACAAACUCAAGAGGUGCUACCAGGGACAUUGGCUCUGCUCUGACCAGAAUGUGCAUGCGCCAUCGCAGCAUUGAGGCCAAACUGCGACACUUCACCAAUGCUCUUAUGGAGAAACUGAUCACACCACUCCAGGACAAGAUAGAGGAGUGGAAGAAGACUGCUGCCCUUCUAGAUAAAGACCAUGCCAAAGAGUACAAGCGGUCUCGGCAGGAGAUCAAGAAAAAGUCCUCAGACACUCUGAAGCUGCAGAAGAAGGCCAGAAAAGAACUCCCAGGUCGAGGAGGGUUGCAGCCUCAGCUGGACAGCGCUAUGCAGGAUGUGAGUGACAUGUACCUGUUGAUGGAGGAGACGGAGAAGCAGGCGGUGCGCCGGGCCCUCCUAGAAGAGAGGGGGCGCUACUGCACCUUCAUCAGCUUCCUACAACCUGUGGUGAAUGGAGAGAUUGCUAUGCUGGGAGAGGUCACUCAUCUCCAGGCUAUUAUUGAUGACCUCACUGUGCUGACCACCGAUCCACAUAAACUGCCAGAGGCCAGUGAACAGGUGAUUUUGGAUCUGAAGGGUUCUGACUACAGCUGGUCCUACCAGACUCCCCCCUCCUCCCCCAGCAGUACUGGCUCCAGGAAGAGCAGUUUGUGCAGUUUGGUGCAUCUACCACCAGGUGGUGCACAUCGCCUGAGCAGUGUGUCCUCUCAUGAUUCCGGAUUCAUCUCUCAAGAUGCCAACAUGCACUCCAAACCUCCAUCUCCCAUGCCAUCGGACAUUACCAGUCAGAAGUCAUCCAGCUCUGCAUCCUCUGAAGCCUCAGAGACCUGUCAGUCCGUCAGUGAGUGUGGAUCUCCCACAGCAUUUGGCUCAUCCUUCGCUACUUUCCGCCCUGCUCACUUUUACAAUGGCUCCAUCAGGCCUCUGUCUUUCAUAGCUCCCGCGUCCCCAUCCUUUAAUCAUUCCCCUGGAUCAAACUCCCCUUCACCCACAUCAAAAGUUCCUCACUGGAAGCAGGACUGGGCUAAAGCAGCUCACUGUGAGCAGCCUGGCGCUGUCCCUCAGCGCAGGAGUGAGGCCGCAGAGCCCCCUGGUGGACCCAGAGGGAAUGGUGUGGUGCACCCUGAGGACCCUUACAGGACCAGAGUGAGCCCAGCAAACAUCACUGGAAAGCAUGGUAAGCCGAUGAUGUCUGCAGCCAGUGAGCUGGCGAUGGUUCUGACUCGUGGUUUGAGUCUGGAGCAGCAGAAGAGCAGCUGUGACUCCCUGCAGUAUUCUAGUGGAUACAGCACACAAAACACCACUCCAUCCUGCUCUGAGGAUACCAUCCCCUCACAUGGUUCUGACUAUGAUUGCUACUCUAUGAACGGAGACGCUGACAGUGAUGCUCAGACGGACUUUGAUAAAUCCUCCACUGUCCCUCGCCAUAGCAACCUGGCCCAGAACUACCGUCGCAUGAUCCAGACCAAGCGGCCAGCAAGCACUGCGGGGCUUCCUGGAGGAGUGGGUGCACAGGGUUCCCCUGCAGCCAAUGGCAAAGGAGCUUCAGGAGGAACCGUCAUUUCUUCUGGGACAGCGACCAUCCGGAGGACCCCCUCCUCCAAAGCUGGUGUGAGACGUGUCCCCUCCAACGUGGGUCCGAUUCCAAUCCGGCCUCCCAUUGUUCCAGUGAAGACCCCGACUGUCCCAGACUCCCCUGGAUUCCCCAGCCCUCCACCAGAGCACAAUGGCAGUGAGGAGAGCCUGUACAGUGAGGAUUCUCUGGAAAUACUGGAGUACAAAGCCUCCCCCAAACGGAUGAGCCUACCCAACCCUGCUUGGGGCUCAGGCAUGAGCAUAUACGCCCACCAGCCUGGAGCUACGGCCCUCAGCACAGAAGAGGACCAGCUCCUGGCCGCAAACCGCCACAGCCUGGUGGAGAAGAUUGGAGAGCUUGUGGCUAAUGCCCACGCACUAGGAGAAGGUCAGUACCCGUUCCCCAUGGAUUCCCAGCCCAGCCGAGGCCACCAGGAGGACACCCCGCCCCCUACUGAGGGAGAGGACAUUCUGAAGUCCAUCCGCAGAGGGGUGCGUCUCAGGAAAGCUGUGUGCAAUGACAGGUCAGCACCCAGGAUCAUGCGAUAGCUUCACUCCUCACUGCCAGCCUGAUUCAUAUUGACUCUGCAGAAAGAGGAAUGCUUGUAUGUAUGUCAGAAAAGAAUUGUAAAAUCAGUGUUUAUAAACUGGUGACUAACAAAUGUCAGGCCAGUAUCAGUGUAACGUGGUGAGUGUAUAUGGACACAAUUCCCAUAUGAACUAUUAUUGUUGUAAGGAUGCUGACAGCAUCUAUAGGAAAGGCACAUUAUAAAAGACUUCUUACAGCCUGACGGAUGAGAGUAUGUUUAAAGUGUGUAUUAACAUUCUAGUUGUCAGUUGUUCCGUUUGGAGUUUUGAUUUGUAAUUACUAUGUUAAUCAUAUGUUACUCAUCUGUAACUGAUGUAAAGCGAGUUUGACUAAUUUCUCAUCUCUCCAGGUAAUCGCUUUGUAAAAAAAGCCGAAGUGUUUUGUUGUUGAUUAAAACGCUGAUGUGUUGAAUGCAAAUGGCACCACAGUAGCCUACUCACACUCAGAGGGACCACACGAACAAAGUACUGUAAAUACUGUAAACUGCCAAAUAAAACACGUCAAGUGUACCACAAG